AUGGGCGAUGAGUGGCGUGGUUCACAGGCAGCUUCACGUUGUGCAUUACAUGCAGCCGAUGCGGAUUUGAACAGCAUUUUGGCGCACAACCCACUUUUCUGUGAUCGUUGUCGUGAUGAGCAAGUGUUGGUGAAAACGAAGGGCGAGGAGCUUCUGUUCCCGAACGGCCCACCACGUUGGAUGAGCACCAGCAGCAGCAGCAGCAGCAGCAGCAACAACGGCAGCUCUACCACCACCGCCACAACUUCAACUGAUCAACAAACGAAUGUCAAGAAGUUCUCGUUACCGCUGUUGGAAUUUUUCAACCAGUUUCAGUCAAGUUUUGGUGGUGGUGGUGAGGCAGCAGCAGCAGCGGCAGUGCCUCAGGAGGAAUACCAUGAAAGCCGGGAAAUUCGAAGUAUCUAUGAUAUGCAACAGUACAACCAGCAGCCAUUGCCGGCACAGAAAACUGAUGAAAAACCAAUGAAAGCAGCUCCUGCCAGAGCCGAGAAGCCGAGUAUCGGUGGAGCUGGUGGUGGUGCCGGCAAAAAGAUACGCCGUGAGAAGAAACAGGAAGCCGAGAAAGAGAAGCCCCAUGUCCCGGCCGGAAUCGCUGUGCAUAAGCUGAUGAAACAGGGUUUCUCGAAAGAUGUGGCACUGGAGAAAUAUGUUGAGAUUCAGCGGCAGAAAGCAGGACCAAAAUCGGAAGAGAACAAAGUUCAGAUUGAUCGAAAAGAGAUGCCCUGGGCACCGCCACAUCCAAAAAUGUUGAAAAAACGACAGUCGGUAAUCCAGCGCGUGGUCGAUCAUCAACGUUAUGUUGCUAUUGUGUCGAAUUUCCUGAAUGCGAACCAUUCGCAGCCACGCUUUCUACAGAAUCGUCAGGAAGUGAGGAUUAUGGAUGAGAAAUUGGCAGCUGAACGAAUGGAAUAUCAAAAGCUGGCACUACAGAGCCUCAGUGACAGGAAGAAGCCAAUUUAUGGAUGUGAUAAUCAUCGAGUUAUCUCUUAUAUUUUGUAUCCGAUUGAAUCGGAUGAAUUGGCAUUACAUUUGGCAAACAGACACGGCGUACGAGUGGUGAUGUGUGCGAGUAGUGUAAUGAAAAUCCUAUCGAAUCCAUGGGUUGGCGAUUCGCCAAAUUAUGUCAUACCAGUGAUGGUGAAAUGUCAUUUUAGCGAAAGAACCAAUCGUUUCGAGAAUACUUGCUUGGUUGGUAAACCAUGUGUGGAGAAAGCAAUCAAUGGCCCCUCAGCAUGGCGACGAUUCGUAAAAUUUUCGAUCAAAUUAGCACUGUAUGACAACAAACCGGCAAAAAAAACUGGUGGCCGACAGCGGGCAAAUUUUGCGAAAUCCUCGGCAAAAACAACGGAUGGUGGCAGUGAAAUGAAGGAUGGCACAGAAGCACCCGGGACUAGUGCUGCUUGUGAUGAUGAAGAUGACAGAGGCACUCUGUUUAUUGCCGAGGAAGAAGAGGAGGAAAAACCAGCAGCGCCUGAAUCAGCCAGCAUGAACAAGAAGGCUGAUGGUGCACGAAAUGCAAAGCCAGAUGCCGCUACACCUUCCGGGACGACAACCUGACUGGUGGAAGAGGGCGGGUUUUCCCGGUUCGAAGGUGCUGAUCUCAGCAAACGCUACGCGUUAUUUUCACUUGGACAUGAUGGAACUCAGGAUGUUGAUUUGCUAAUACGCGGUAACAUCGAUGGCAUCGACUCAACUGGCAGCGAACUGUCCAUCGCUUUUAAGCUGGAAUAUGCAGCCGAAUUUGGUGCCGAGAAUCUGGACGACGAAGAAUUUCUUCAGGACUAUUUUCGUUGUAAAUUAAAAGGUGCUUCGCAAAUUCUUCGCCUCAGAGCGGAGCAAAGAACACAAUGGUUAAAAAGGGUGGUGUUACAUUUGGAAUCACUUCAAGCUGGCAAUUAUCUGAUUCGAAAAGAACCUGGCCGAAUACAGAUUUUCCCAGCUAUCGAUGACAUGAUGCGUGCAUAUGUGAGACAGGAUGAAUUAAAAACACUGUAUUUCGAUGAUCGUAUACCGUCGGUGCAGGAGGCAUUUCGUGGCAUAGAUGAGCAUCUGGUGCUUGUGUAUCACAUUGUACAGAAACGAAUACCAGCUUCAUUCGGGCCAAAAAAGAAUAAUGAUCAGAAAGAUGGCAAAAAUAAUGACCUGCCUCCUACUGUGGGUAUCGUAUUCACACGGGGUACUGUAUCUACCGCUCCGAAGUUAGAUUGCACAGAUCCAGUUCCUACUGUGGAUAUCGUAUUCGCACUGAGUACUGUAUCUACUGCUUCGAGAUUAGAUACUGCCAAACGCGAUGCACCGGCGAAGCAACAACCACCGGCUGACGAUAUUUUCGGUGAACCGGUGCCCGAAUUUGCAAGAGUCGAACGAAAUACUCCUACGGGUCAUCCGCCAAGACGGGGCAGAAAAAGGCCGAGAGGGAAUUUCAGAAGAGGCGCCAGAGCUUAUAACCCGAAGCGUUCGAGAUUCGUGGAUUUCGAUGCGCCAUCCUCUCAGGGCUUAUGA
This is a messenger RNA of Gongylonema pulchrum, 2502 nucleotides long. The record is from the annotation of a GenBank genome assembly. Lineage: Eukaryota; Metazoa; Nematoda; Chromadorea; Rhabditida; Gongylonematidae.